Molecule: messenger RNA, 1124 nt
Organism: Armigeres subalbatus
Lineage: Eukaryota; Metazoa; Arthropoda; Insecta; Diptera; Culicidae
Product: 10 kDa heat shock protein, mitochondrial-like
Exons: 2
Coding region: 182-484 (100 amino acids)
Cellular component (GO): mitochondrial matrix
Molecular function (GO): protein folding chaperone; protein-folding chaperone binding; ATP binding
Source: RefSeq, a predicted model, not a curated record
UUUUAUUUCAUCAUUCGCUGUCAGAUCGUCUUUCUGGAAAGUCGCGUGGUAGACGACUCCAAGUUCCUCGUCAGUUCGCAAUCUUCUGGUUCAGUGAAAAUAUUAAUUAAAAACUGUCCUAGUGUGGAUCAUAGCAUUUGUUAAUCUAGCAUCAUCAAUUUAGAUCAAAUUUCAAUUGAAAAUGGCAUCCAAGCGUUUGAUUCCUCUUUUGGACCGUGUACUGGUGCAACGCGCUGAAGCCCUCACUAAAACAAAAGGCGGUAUUGUGCUCCCGGAGAAAGCCCAAUCGAAGGUGCUGGAAGGGACCAUUGUAGCCGUCGGACCCGGUGCCCGUAAUAGUCAAACUGGUCAGCAUGUCCCAUUGGCAGUGACGGUUGGCGAAAAGGUCCUGCUGCCAGAGUAUGGGGGCACUAAGGUAGACUUAGGCGACAGCAAAGAGUACCAUUUGUUCCGCGAGACGGACAUUCUUGCCAAAAUCGAAUAGAACCAGGGGUACGACGGUGAUUGUUGUCCUCGGAAGGGGAUCAAUUUCAUCCGCAUACGUCAUCCGACGAGGAAGGGAGAGUUGGUCGAGGUACGACUUUGAAAGUUUUAUUUGAAUAAUUCUAAGAUUAAGGGCGAUCGAUGGCUUCUUUUGUUUUGAAAAGGACUCUGGAAUGUGGUUUAGUGGUAAUUGUUCCGUGUGUACAUAGUAAACGAGAAAUCAACUGAAUGAAUGUUUCCUUGGAUUGAAGUGCGCGUUACCAGAGCAUUUGCAUUUAAAUCGAUUGGGCUUUGUUUGAUGCUGUGCUUCAAUACAUAUAAAUCUCCGAUAAGUUAUCAGCCGUGUGGACCACCAAAGAUUGCAGGACCAUCUUUGCUGCUCCUUUCACGUUUGAGCUUUUUCUCUUUGAAAUACGACACAAAAAUCUCGAAGAGAAGACUUGGAGCCCCGUUUUCUUCUGUAGAGGUAUCGAUUGCUAGGUUACCGGUGCAUUAGAACGAAGGUUGUCCCGUCUCGAAGAUUUGGCUUCAGGGGUAGACUGCGCGCGCGAAUAGAGAUUGAAUAUCGAAUAGAUGAAACUAGGAGUACGAUUCUAUUAGUUUAUUUUUCUGGUAAAAAUAAAAGCUACACAAAUUUACAA